Messenger RNA from Cylicostephanus goldi, 348 nucleotides. The record is from the annotation of a GenBank genome assembly. Lineage: Eukaryota; Metazoa; Nematoda; Chromadorea; Rhabditida; Strongylidae.
AUGGAUCUUCCACAAACCAAGGCAUCUAUGGCGAAAAUGGCCUACAGCAGACAAUUACUAUGGGAGCGUAAUCAGUCCUUACUAGCUGAAAAGCUGCGUGCUAAACAACGAAUGGAUCGAGUAGAUAGGCAAAGGAGGAGAGCUGGUCCAACGCGUUGUGGCAUCCAUUUUGCUGAUCGUCCUUCUGCCCAGAAUGUUCGUCGUCAAGGCAAUAGCGCUCCCGUAAGUGAACGAAAUCCUUCAGUGGAUCGUUCUUUGCAGUCGAUCAAUGAGGUUGCGGAAGGAGAUGAAAUGGAAACGGUACCGGCAGAUCCGACUCCGACUGAUCCGUCGAAGGACAAUGUUCGA